CGCCCCAUCCAGCUCGCCUUUGGGGAUGACUUUCGUACCCCACCUCUAGGGAACUCAGGUGCCAGAGCCUCCAGCCCCCGUCCCCCUUGGAGACACAGGUAACUGCUGUGCCCUCCCCGGUUCCCCAGGGCCCGCCCCGAUCCUGGGCCGGACGGAACCGCGCCUCUCCUCGCUGCACACGGCGUCCCGGGCACCCGAGGGACCCAUGGCUGCGGCGGCGGCCCCGCGGGGGCGGCAGUGGGGAGAGCCCCGCGCGCUCGGCCGGGCGGUGAAGCUCCUGCAGCGCCUGGAAGAGCAAUGCGGGGACCCCCGGCUCGCCUCGAGUCCCCCGUCGCUGCGGAACCUACUGCCCCGCACCGCGCUGCUGCUGCGCGAGGUGGCCCACGCCCGGCGGGCGGCCGGAGGAGGCGGCCCCGAAGGUCCCGGCGGGCCGACGGACUUUCUUUCCAUCUACCUGGACAACCUAGAGGCCAAAAGCAAGCAGGUGGCGGCACUGCUGCCACCGCGGGGCCGAAGGUCUGUCAACGACGAGCUCUUCCGGGAGGGCACCACACUCAGGCGACAGCUGGCCAAGCUGGCCCUCAUCUUCAGUCACAUGCAUGCGGAGCUGGGCGCUCUCUUCCCCGAGGGAAGGUACUGCGGACACACCUACCAGCUCACCAAGGCCCCGGCCCAUACCUUCUGGAGGGAGCACUGUGGAGCCAGGUGUGUGCUGCCCUGGGCAGAGUUUGAGUCACUCUUGUGCACCUGCCACCCCGUGGAGACAGGCCUCACAGCCAUGGCCUUGCGCUCCACCAUCAACCUCACCUGCAGUGGCCACGUGUCCAUCUUCGAGUUUGACAUCUUCACCAGGCUCUUCCAGCCAUGGCCAACCCUCCUCAAGAACUGGCAGCUCCUGGCAGUCAACCACCCGGGUUACAUGGCCUUCCUCACAUACGACGAGGUCCAAGUGCGUCUGCAGGCCCUCAGAGACAAGCCAGGCAGCUACAUAUUCCGGCCCAGCUGCACUCGCCUGGGGCAGUGGGCCAUUGGAUACGUGAGCUCAGAUGGCAGCAUCCUACAGACCAUCCCUCUCAACAAACCCCUCUUCAAGGCACUCCUGGAAGGACAGAAGGAUGGCUUGUACCUCUACCCAGAUGGAAAGAAUUACAACCCAGACCUGACUGAACUCUGCCACACGGAACCCUAUCAGCGCAUCCAAGUGUCGGAGGAGCAGCUGCAGCUGUACUGGGCCAUGGACUCCACAUUCGAGCUCUGCAAGAUCUGUGCAGAGAGCAAUAAGGAUGUAAAGAUUGAGCCGUGUGGGCAUCUGCUCUGUAGCCGCUGCCUGGCUGCCUGGCAGCACUCCAACAGCCAGACCUGCCCCUUCUGCCGAUGUGAGAUCAGGGGCCAAGAGACCGUAAGUAUCCAUCAAUUCCAAGAGAGGCCAGCGGAAGGCAGGGCUACUGCCGAGGACCCAGGGGACAGCAGUGACCAGGAAGAUGGGGAGGAGGAGCUGGAGCAGGUGGCGGCCUCAGCUCCCCCACUGCCCUCUCAGCUGGAUCUGUCCCCCAGGAGUCCCAGAAGAGAAGGUCAGAAGGUGAGGAAAAAAUCUCAGAUUGGUGACCAUCAAAACCACACAUCCUGAAAGAAGAGAAACACGGUGCUGGGGAUCUGGGCCAUAGAGACCCCAAAAUCUUCUGCUUACUUUCUAAGCAAGCCCCAGCCUUGCUUUCUUCUCCCUGUGCCCAUCUCCCUCCCACCCCAGGAUUUCCUGAGACCCUGGCCCUCUGGAGAGGGGCGGGUCUCUGUUGGCAUCUCAGGCUGAGUACACACAAGAUUCGAUCAAUACCAGGCCAUCUUCAAACAAACAGGUCAGGAAGUCCGGGAACAUUAUUCGACCACAGCAAACAAGAGAGCCAGCAGGAAAGGGGGGGGUGCAGUGAUACCAGCCAGGGAAGCUAAAAACAGAUCCCGACCUGCAGCCAAAAGCAAAUGGAAACAUUAGGAGG
Messenger RNA from Manis javanica (Malayan pangolin), 1991 nucleotides. Lineage: Eukaryota; Metazoa; Chordata; Mammalia; Pholidota; Manidae. The record is from RefSeq and is a predicted model, not a curated record.